Messenger RNA from Candida dubliniensis CD36, 549 nucleotides. RefSeq lists its product as uncharacterized. Bases 1 to 549 code for a protein of 182 amino acids. Lineage: Eukaryota; Fungi; Ascomycota; Pichiomycetes; Serinales; Debaryomycetaceae. The record is from RefSeq and is a predicted model, not a curated record. The transcript has a single exon.
AUGGCUUACGCAACUACUUCAACUACUAGCAAUAACAGUAGUUAUUACGAUGAUGACAUAUUUGAAAUGAACUUGGAAGACAAUAUCCCAUCUUCUUAUGUUGAUUAUGAAAAUACCAAUAACUACACCACUACAACAACAAAUAUACCUGCAUUGACAAGCUCCAGAUCAACCUCAAUUAUAGCGAGUGGUAAUGAAUCUUCUUUACCUCCUUCGCCGUUAGUCUUGCCACAACAAAUGUCGACUUCUCCAUUACAACCUUACUAUUCUUAUACAUACAAUUCUUCAUCGUCCUCCUCCUCCUCGCCUUAUUCUACAUUUGCAAAUGAAGAUCAAGAUCAACACGAUGAUGAUCAAUUUCUAUAUGAAUGCUGCAUAUGCAAGCAAAAAUUAAACAAUAGCAACAAUAAUAGUCAUAAUUGCACCAGAGAUUUAUUUAAUGGUAACGCUUUGAAUGAUAAUGAUUUAAUUAUUAUUGAAAACAAUAAAUUGAUUCAAAAUAAUUAUCAAAAAUGGUUAUACAACUUCACCCCCAAUAUUCCUUAUUAA